Molecule: messenger RNA, 2560 nt
Organism: Tripterygium wilfordii
Lineage: Eukaryota; Viridiplantae; Streptophyta; Magnoliopsida; Celastrales; Celastraceae
Product: long chain acyl-CoA synthetase 9, chloroplastic-like
Exons: 12
Coding region: 280-2382 (700 amino acids)
Cellular component (GO): endoplasmic reticulum; membrane
Molecular function (GO): long-chain fatty acid-CoA ligase activity
Source: RefSeq, a predicted model, not a curated record
AAUACCAUUGAGGUACAAGCGGACUACUUCCUGAGACUCCAACUCCUCCCCUCUCGGUUUCUCCGCCGUCGUUUCGUUUCGAUCCUACUGUCUCUCUGUAUCUAAUCCAUUUCUUGGUAAUUCUGACCAUCUGAAAUUGUUUCUGUUCUCAGAUUACUCUUUUCAUACAGGAAAGAAAGAAAAGUACUAAUUUACAGCUGGGCUUCCUGUAGAUUGUUGUAAAAGGCUUGACUCUCUUUUGUUUUCAGGAUUGUAUUUGUGGUUUUAUUUUGUCUGGAGAUGAGUGCCUACAUUGUGGGUGUUCUUGUACCUCUUGUAAUUACUCUUCUUUUUCGGAAUUCUAAGAAUGAAAAGAAACGGGGAGUACCGGCUGAUGUAGCUGAUGUUGGUGGGGAACCUGGGUAUGCAAUUCGAAACUCUCGAUUCACGUCCCCUGUGGCAACAGCAUGGGAAGGUAUCUCUACUCUUGCUGAACUGUUUGAGCAGUCAUGCAAGCAGCAUGGAAAUAAAUACUUGCUUGGAACUCGGAAGUUGAUUACAAGGGAGCUUGAAGUGAGUGCGGAUGGAAGGUCCUUCGAGAAGCUUCAUUUGGGAGACUAUGAGUGGCUAACCUAUGGGGAAGCGUUUGUAUCAGUGUGCAAUUUUUCUUCUGGAUUAGCUCAACUUGGUCAUAAAAGGGAAGAACGGGCAGCAAUUUUUGCUGAUACAAGAGAAGAAUGGUUCAUUGCAUUGCAGGGUUGCUUUAGGCGCAAUAUCACCGUGGUUACCAUAUAUGCAUCUUUGGGAGAGGAGGCUUUAUGUCAUUCACUGAAUGAGACGGAGGUUACUACUGUGAUAUGUGGGAACAGUGAACUUAAAAAACUUGAGGGCAUAAGGGGGCAGCUUGACACAGUGAAACGUGUGAUAUGCAUGGAUGAUGAUGUCACAUCCAAUACAUCAUCGGUAGGAGGAGCUGGAAACUGGAUAAUCACUUCAUUUGCUGACGUAGAGACACUUGGCAGAGAAAGCCCCGUUGAUGCUGAUUUACCCCUCUCUGCUGAUAUUGCAGUUAUAAUGUACACUAGUGGAAGUACCGGUUUGCCGAAGGGGGUGAUGAUGACACAUGCCAAUGUCCUAGCUACAGUUUCUGCUGUCAUGACAAUUGUUCCUGGCCUUGGAAGCAAGGACAUUUACAUGGCGUAUCUUCCAUUGGCUCAUAUCCUUGAAUUAGCUGCAGAGAGUGUAAUGGCAGCAGUUGGAUGUGCCAUAGGAUAUGGAACCCCUAUGACUCUUACUGAUACAUCAAACAAGAUAAAAAAGGGAACAAAGGGGGAUGCCACCGUAUUGAGACCAACUGUUAUGACUGCAGUCCCUGCUAUUCUUGAUCGUGUUCGAGAUGGUGUCUGUAAGAAGGUAGAAGCAAAGGGUGGAUUAUCCAAAACAUUGUUCUACUUGGCCUAUGAUCGUAGAUUAUCUGCUAUGAAUGGUAGCUGGUUGGGGGCCUGGGGCUUGGAAAAAUUUCUGUGGAACUUUCUCGUGUUUAGUAAAGUUCGAGCAGUUUUGGGAGGUCAAAUUCGUUUUUUGCUUUCUGGAGGUGCUCCUCUUUCUGGUGACACUCAGAGAUUCAUCAACAUUUGUCUCGGUGCUCCAAUAGGUCAAGGGUAUGGUCUUACAGAGACGUGUGCUGGUGGGACCUUCUCUGAGUUUGACGAUUUAUCUGUGGGCCGAGUUGGUGCUCCACUUCCUUGCUCAUUUGUCAAGUUAAUUGAUUGGCCUGAAGGUGGAUAUUUGACUACUGAUAAACCCAUGCCUCGUGGAGAAAUAGUUAUUGGUGGUCCAAAUGUUACAGUUGGAUAUUACAAGAACGAAGAGAAAACAAAGGAAGUAUACAAGGUUGAUGAGAGAGGGAUGCGAUGGUUCUACACUGGCGACAUAGGUCGCUUUCAUUCUGAUGGUUGCCUUGAGGUAAUUGAUCGCAAGAAGGACAUAGUCAAACUUCAGCAUGGAGAAUAUGUAUCCCUAGGAAAGGUUGAAGCUGCUCUCAGCGGGAGUCCUUACGUCGACAAUAUCAUGUUGCAUGCUGAUCCAUAUAAUAGUUAUGCUGUCGCCCUUGUGGUGGUUGCACAGCAUGCAGUUGAAGAUUGGGCCUCAAAGCAAGGUAUCGCCUUCAAUGAUUUUGCAGACUUGUGUGAGACAGAAGAAACGGUUAAGGAGGUGCAUGCUUCACUCAUCAAGGAAGCUAAGAAGGCACGCUUGGAGAAGUUUGAGAUCCCUGCAAAGGUAAAAUUGGUUUCUACCCCGUGGACUCCCGAAUCUGGCCUAGUAACUGCGGCUCUCAAGCUUAAGAGAGAUGUCAUUAGGAAGGCAUUUUCUGAAGACCUCUCCAAGUUAUAUGCAUCAUAGGCUCAUAGCUUUUUGAUGAAAGGUUUAGCUACUUGGAGGAAUGGAAGUUUUUGUUCUUGUUCUUGUUUUUUUUUGUCUUUUCCUCUAUUACUUUUAUGUGCGUCCUUUUUUUAAGAUUUUACAUAUUUUUUGUUUAAAAUUCACAAAUGUUGUUUUUCUUCAAUAAUAUCACGUGUUA